CCCAGUUUUAAAUAACAAAAUAUAAUUAAAAAGACGAAACAAGAAGUCGAAGAAAAAUUAGGAUAUAAAAUUGUCUCGAAAAUAUUAUAUUUAUGUGCCAAUUUUGAAGCUAUUUUUUCCAAAAAAUCCUACAUAUGUGAAACACAUAAUAUUUUUGUUUUAUAAUGGGGUCUACUAAGGUUCCUGUUGAAAAACUUAAGGGCGAAAAAUAUACGAAUCCUAAUAUAUAGUGCUAGAUUAGCAUUACUAUCGCUUUUACUACAACAUUUAUAAGGGCUGACAUGCUUCAUUUUAUCGAAUAAUAACUGCCCUACGCCUAUCCUGUGACAAACGCAAUCAAAUUCCCUAACAAAAAUUAUUUCUAUUUCUUUUAAGUAAUCUAAAAAUCCCUGAGGCGGCUUAAUUAAAUUGCAUCUGUCAAUUUGCCUUUCUUGCGUAAAGAGGUAUUCGAUUGAAAACUCAUCUCCUAAAUAAGGUAAGGGUUGAGAGGAAGUGUGUGCCCUAAAUAUUUUUAUAUAAAAAUAGCCACUAACAUAUGCAAUUGCAUUGUCUCUAAAAAAAUCUACCUCAACAUCAUCUACCUCGAAGUUGCUGUCUAAUCCUAGCAUAUUGAACGAAUGUUCAGGUCGUGGAAGUCCCUGGAACUCUUGCCACGAUAAGUCCUGCAUUAAACGGUCAUUACACACACUUUCUAUUAUAUCAUUCGAAAUGUUAGGAGAAAAGCUUUCGUUGGGAGCUGUCGGUUCGCAGUUUCCGUUGGUUACCAAGUUGGCGUAACGCAACCCCCAUGAUUUUUUAAACAAAUUGCAGAACAUAUAAGGUGUUAUCCUUACACAUCUACCACCGCCCCUUCUGAUUUGUCCAAAAUAAUUCUCAAGGUUGUCCUGACAUAAUCGUCUCGUCUGUACAUGUUGAAAACCUGAGCGUGACAAGAAUCGCCACAAUCGUUUUAAACUAUUUAUAUUAAGGAUCCAACCCUUAAGAUAGUUGAAAGAUGAAGUGAUGUCAGCCCCGGUGUCAUCGUUAACCCUAAUCGUCCUUAAAAGUUUCAGAGCCUCGUCUAAAAAUUGCAACUGUUCGGGAGUUGCCGAAAAAACUUUUUUGUUGGGCAAAAUAGCUUCAAAAUUACUACUAUUAAAUAUAUCAAAUAAUUUAUUAAUAAAUAAAAUAUAUUCCGCGGUAUUAUAGUAACUAUUUGAGGGACAAGUCAAAUGACCGGAACUAUAAAUCGAUAACAUUCCGGAAGCGACUGUGUCACUGAACACUUGACUAGCAAGUUUGACACUCAUUUUUUGAAAAUUAUUUGGCGCAAUAUGAGCAUCAGACAAUUUCGGUGCACAGCGAAUGUGAUUUUGCGAAUCUUUAUUAUAAAAGUGCACUAUAUCGGACCAACUUAUCGGACGCGAUUUAAAACUUACUUUAUUUUUAAAAUUUUCGAGACAAUUUCGGGUAUUUUUUAAAAGGUGGGGACUAUCAUUAAAAAAAAAUACCUCUUUGCCAUUUACAUUGAAGGAUGGGCGCUCUUCGCAAACCCCUAAGACCCUAGCUAAAUUGAGAAAGUUAGAACCCUGAUCACAAACAAAAUGGCAUGGAUUAAGACCUAUGUUUUGUAACUGCGUAAUGGCCUCAAAAAUAUAUUUUUUGGCUACAUCACCUUUACAGGAACCAUGGACAAUAAAAUACGAUAGGGGUGAGACCAAGGUGUUCCACCAAUACCUUGGACCAUCAGAGUCAUCGCACUAUUACCUAUUCUACCAGAGCGAUUUUCAUCGCCGUAAUCCUCAACUCCUACAAUUUUAUCAAAUUUAGGUAAAUAUUGCAUAUGACUCUUAAGUGCCAUUUCGUCACACAAAAUAGACACGAAUUUUUGCUCCUGACUAAAUCCCCGACUUCUCAACUCUAAACAUCUAAUACUACUGCUAUUACAUCCAGGAUCGCGGGGCCAUUCCGAAACAAACUCGUACAGAGUUCUCUCAUCCGGAAACCUAAGGAUUGGCUUAAGGUGUCUGUAAGCUAAAGGUGAUAAGAAGUAAACGCCUAAAGCCAGUGUUUUAAAAUAACUUUCGUAUCUACGACCAUUGGGAUUUCGGUUGAAAUUUUUUAUACUAUUGCGCACUAUGGCGCUUAUUUGUGGAGGAAAAUUACUAUUAAAGUGGCCUAUUAAAUCAAAACCUUCCUCUUUCUCCUUUAAUUCCUUCUUUAUUCUUCUAUAUUUCUUUGCUAAAUCUUCUAACUGAUAUUUUAAGUAAUUAAUUUCCCUCUCCUUUUCUUCUAAUUUAUUUUUCAAGCACAAAUUUUCCUCCACCAAUUUUUGUUCCCUAAGAGCUCCUGAUACUAAACUUAAAUUUAUUUGACUGCCUAUUUCCCUGGAAUUAGCCAUCCCUAAAAAUCCUACUUCCUCCUGGGCCUCUUUGGCCACGGAUGCUAAUAGCAUCAAAUUAUUACCGUUAUCAAGCAAUCCUGAUUCGGUAUCAUUAUUUAAAAAAGAAAAUUCUUCCGUUCCCAUUUCAAUAUUUGAAUUGGGACUAAAAACAUUUUUAUAUUUCAAACGAGGUUCCGGUGCAUUUGGCAAAUGCGUGUUCGGAACAGCAUUAAACCUUAGCUUUUUAUUCAACCUCAUAGAUAAGGAAAAGUGCCGAUCACAGGCAAACAGAUGUUUAAUUUUGGUGUCUCCUACACCCAACCGAUUCAGCCAAAUUAAAUAUCUAAUAAAAAUACAAAUAAAGAAACCCUACACCUUACAACACAUUUCUUAUUUAUAUUUAUUUUAAUUUAAAGAAAUAAUAUUAUACUUUUCUACUUAUUAAACUAUUAUUUAUUUUUAAAUACUACACGUAAUAUAUGUAUAUACUAUUCUAAUUUUCCUACCAAAAUACUGUAAUUUUUGAAAUUAUUUCUACACUAAGUAAUACAAGGAUGGAGUCAUGUGUAGAAGUUCACGCAAGUGAGGAAAGUUCUCUGAUCGCCAUUCACUUGGGAGUGGCCAGAAACGAUUCUUUUACACAUGGCUCAAGCAGCUCACUACUUCCGGUCUUUGACCAAGUAUCCUCUGGGUAGCCUAAGAACAUCCGUUCGAAGGCGAGCUAAAGUGAGAAGGCGAAACAUUCCCUACAAGGGUUGUGCGCUGGGUUUGGGACCCGCCACGUAAAAACACCCCCAGUGAAGAGCUACAACCAGCCUCGGAUGAGAGACCCCCCUUUUGAUGACGACCAUGGCAAACGAAAUAAGGACUACGAAUUGAGGGCAUGAACCUGGAAUGUCCGGUCCCUUAAUUGGGAAGGUGCCGCUGCCCAGCUGGUUGAUGUCCUCGCAAAAAUAAAGGCUGACAUCACCGCGUCCAAGAAAUGCGAUGGACGGGACAAGGACAGAGACGAGUAGGUCCUUGUGACAUUUACUACAGUGGCCAUAUAAAGGAGCGCAAGUUUGGUGUUGGAUUCGUGGUGGGAGAGAGACUCCGUCGCCGAGUACUAUCAUUCACUCCGGUGAAUGAACGUCUAGCCACAAUCCGCAUCAAAGCGAGGUUCUUCAACAUAUCGCUGAUUUGCGCCCACGCCCCGACGAAAGAGAAGGACGAUGUGGCCAAAGAUGCCUUCUAUGAGCGCUUGGAGCGCGCUUAUGAGAGCUGCCCCCGCCACGAUGUCAAAAUCGUGCUUGGCGACUUUAACGCCAGGGUGGGCAAAGAAGGUAUAUUUGGCACUACGGUCGGUAAAUUCAGCCUCCACGACGAAACAUCCCCAAAUGGGUUGAGGCUGAUUGACUUCGCCGGGGCCCGAAAUAUGCUUAUCUGUAGUACUAGAUUCCAGCAUAAGAAGAUUCAUCAAGCUACCUGGCUGUCUCCGGAUCGAAAAACUACCAACCAGAUCGAUCAUGUUGUGAUAGAUGGAAGACACGUCUCCAGUGUUUUAGAUGUGCGUGCGCUCCGAGGUCCCAACAUCGACUCGGACCAUUAUCUUGUUGCAGCUAAGAUUCGCUCUCGCCUCUGUGCAGCAAAAAACGCACGCCAACAAACACAAGGAAGGUUCGACGUCGAGAAGCUGCAAUCACAACAGACAGCCGAACGAUUUUCUACUCGGCUUGCACUCCUGCUCUCUGAGAGCACUAGUCAACAACUCGGUAUAAAGGAACUGUGGGACGGCAUUUCAAAUUCCUUACGUACAGCUGCAACCGAAACCAUUGGUUUUCGGAAAGUGCAAAAGAACAGCUGGUACGACGAGGAGUGCCGUGUCGCAGCGGAGAGACACAGGCUGCCUACCUCGCAACGUUACGAUCGACCACUACACGUGCGGGGUGGGAUAGAUACCGAGAGUUGAAGAGGGAAGCGAGACGCAUUUGCAGACAGAAGAAGAAAGAGGCCG
Molecule: messenger RNA, 4355 nt
Organism: Bactrocera neohumeralis
Lineage: Eukaryota; Metazoa; Arthropoda; Insecta; Diptera; Tephritidae
Product: craniofacial development protein 2-like
Exons: 2
Coding region: 3345-4310 (321 amino acids)
Biological process (GO): chromatin remodeling
Cellular component (GO): nucleus
Source: RefSeq, a predicted model, not a curated record